UAAAAACAGGAUAAUUUUACUCCAUUUUAGAUUUAUGGCAAUUAGAAUUGCAAAACACAUUGGAAAGCAAAUCAAUGCAUUAAUAUUGAAAACAUAAUUCCAUUCAAUUCAAAAAAGCAAGGCAUAUUUUGUCUCUUAAUAAGCAAUCGCAGGAAACAAGUAUCGAUCCAUCUUUAUUAGUAUUAGUGCUUAUAUAGAAGAAAAUCUAAUUAUUGAUAUAAAAGCCAAAAAAAAACAAAAAAACAAAUGGACUUGAGAAUCAACACAAAACAUAAUCGAUAUCCAUACUGUAUUGUUUGGACACCAAUACCAAUGUUAACAUGGCUUUUUCCAUUCAUUGGCCACAUGGGUAUUGCUUAUUCCUCUGGUAUAAUUAGAGACUUUUCAGGAUCAUAUUAUGUUUCGGAAGAUGAUUUUGGCUUUGGAAAUCCAACUAAAUAUAUACAGUUUAAUCCAUCAAAUGUGACUGAGAACAAUUGGGAUCAAGCAAUAUCAUCUGCAUCAGAAGAAUAUAAACAUCGUAUGCAUAAUCUAUGUUGUGAUAAUUGUCACUCUCAUGUUGCUAUGGCGUUAAACUUGAUGGGAUAUAAUGGAAAAACAUCAUGGAAUAUGGUUAAUCUUGCUAUACAAAUGUUUGUAUUUGGAAAAUUUACUUCUGUUUGUGGUUUUUUAAAAUCUUGGUUGCCAUUUUUAAUCAUGCUUUUAAUAAUAAUAACUGUUACGACAACUUACAAGUAUUCAUAAAAAAUACGAAAAGUUUAAUGUUUACUUGUUAAUAAUUUUA
Hydra vulgaris (swiftwater hydra) is the source of this 784-nucleotide messenger RNA. RefSeq names its product transmembrane protein 222. NCBI's taxonomy places the organism in Eukaryota, Metazoa, Cnidaria, Hydrozoa, Anthoathecata, Hydridae. The record is from RefSeq and is a predicted model, not a curated record.